This is a messenger RNA of Artibeus jamaicensis (Jamaican fruit-eating bat), 8260 nucleotides long. It is a transcript of the gene TRMT9B, whose product is annotated as tRNA methyltransferase 9B (putative). The transcript has 7 exons. Gene Ontology annotation, molecular function: tRNA binding; S-adenosylmethionine-dependent methyltransferase activity. Bases 493 to 1854 code for a protein of 453 amino acids. The record is from RefSeq and is a predicted model, not a curated record. Lineage: Eukaryota; Metazoa; Chordata; Mammalia; Chiroptera; Phyllostomidae. Gene Ontology annotation, biological process: tRNA wobble uridine modification. Gene Ontology annotation, cellular component: cytoplasm; nucleus.
CUCUGUUGACCGUCCACGCCCGCUGCCCCUCGGAGACUGUCCGCCGGCCUCAGUCCCGGGACUGCCGGGGCGCUAGCGCCAUCUAUGGAGAGUCGCCGAGGGUGACCUGUUUACCUUGAACACUUGGACGGCACCAAAACGGGCGAGCCUGCCGAGCAGAGAGGACUGCGGAAUGUGCUUCAGAUGCGUACCGCAUAAAUCAGAGCUCCGAGCUGCAGGGGACACGCUUAGUGUCUUAAAGCAAACAUUCAGGAGAGAAAGCUGGAUGUUCUUCCCUGUGGAUCACAAAGUAAGGCCUGCAUUUUCUGCAAAGAUUGCUCCAGAGUGGCUCGUCAUGCGAAGGACCUCGCUGUUUAAUUUUAGGCUUCGACUUUUCAUGUACAUUACAAGUUGAGAAGGUCAUGAGCGCCAGCUGUCACUCUCUGAAAGUGAAAACUGCCAUCGAUCACAAAGACAAGAAGUAAUUUUCCUGUCAUCACAAGAUGACUCAGGAUGGACCAUGAAGCCGCGCAGCUGGAGAAGCAGCACGUGCACGACGUGUAUGAGAGCACCGCCCCCUACUUCAGCGACCUGCAGAGCAAAGCCUGGCCUCGCGUCCGCCAGUUCCUGCAGGAGCAGAAACCAGGCAGCCUCAUCGCUGACAUAGGUUGUGGGACUGGAAAGUAUCUUAAAGUGAACAGCCAGGUGUAUGUCCUGGGCUGUGACUACUGUGGGCCAUUGGUAGAGAUUGCCCGGAGGAGAGGGUGUGAAGUCAUGGUGUGUGACAACCUGAAUCUCCCCUUUAGGGACCGGGGCUUCGAUGCCAUCAUCUCCAUAGGAGUUAUACAUCACUUUUCUACAAAACAGAGAAGAAUCAGAGCAAUAAAAGAAAUGGCUCGAGUCUUGGUGCCUGGAGGCCAGCUGAUGAUUUAUGUCUGGGCCAUGGAGCAGAAGAACCGGCACUUCGAGAAGCAAGACGUGCUGGUCCCGUGGAACAGGGCCUUGUGCUCCCGGCCGCUCUCCGACCCGAGCCAGCCUGGGAGAAAGAAGCAGUGCGGACCCCUGGGACCAGGCGCCCCCUGCCACCCGCCUUGCGCCGUGUGCGGCUGCUCCGUUUGUUUUAAGGAGCGAGGUGACUCAAAACGGUCCCGCAGUGUCGACUAUGAGCCUGCUGUGGCCGGAACCUGCUGGGCAAAUAUUCCUAAGGAAAGCGGGGAAGGAAACGGAUUCUAUAACACAUUAGGGAAGCCUUUUCGGUCCUGGUUUUGCUCCAGAUCUUUGGACGAGUCAACUCUAAGGAAGCAAAUUGAAAGAGUGAGACCCUUGAAAAGCACAGAAGGUCAGGCCGCUAGCGCUGUAUCAGUCCAGCCUUCCAGGCAGGCUGGUCUAGACUCGGAUCGCCAGGAGCCCUUAGCAACAAGAGAGCAAAACUUAGACGAGGACGUGUUUCUGGAAACUUCUCAAAAGCAUCUGGAGUGGCUGAGAGCACCAGCCACAACGGGACACCUAAAUGGAGACCAUCCAGGGGAACCUGGGAGAAAUGGUCGUGGGAAUUUUCUGGAUGGCACUGAUACCCAUGAGGAGUGUGUGGCCGCCGGUGACUCAGGAGAAGGGAACCCUUCUGCUGGUAAAAUAGUGAGAAGGAUUUCUGCAGCCGGGUCCACAGAUUCCAUCCCGGAUGACACGGUUUCUGUCGGAGGAGGACAGCCAGGCGUUGGGGACUCCAGAGCCUUCAUGCGCUACUACCACGUGUUUCGAGAAGGGGAGCUCUGCGGCCUGCUGCGGGAGAGUGUGUCCGAGCUCCAGGUCCUGAGCUGCGGGAACGACCACGGCAACUGGUGCAUCGUCGCAGAGAAAACGGAGAGCUGUGGUUGACGGGGCGGUGUCGGACACCUCCGUGGAUGACCCGCGUUGGUUUUCACAGGUCUGGGGUGGCUACCUGAAUUUGCUUCCAGUUUUCUUUAUUUCCUCUUUGUUUAACCCAUUUAUGUUUUUUUUCUCUAGAGACUAUGAAUUGGUCAUCUUUUUAAUUUUGGGGUAAACAUGCAACCAGGCACCCGAAGCUUUUCACGAAGGGUAUUUAUGGUUACAGGUUGAUAGAGGUCUAAAGAAGCAAUACACAGUGGACCUCAACACGGUUUGGGGUUUUUUCCGCUGAAAGAUGAGAUUAUUACGAGAUGACACGUAUAUUGUUUUUUAGUAUUAUAAACUGAUUUUAAAAGAUUCUGUUUUUAAAUGUACCUUCUGAAAACAACAUUUUGUGAAGUUAGGGGGUAAUUUCUGCUUCUCGGAUUAUAUUUUAGAUCUAUUUGCUGGCCAACAGGUAAACCUCUUCCAUUGGACAGAUGGAAAUUGAACCUUGUGAUCGAUUAUUUUGUUGCCAAGGCCUUCCCUCAAAGUCUUCAGAAAGGUGGGAAACAGAGAGAGAGACAAGAAGUGUUAUGGGACUUUUUGAAAUGAUAAUCCAACUUGCCUCAAGAUAAGUAAACAACGAGGUUAUCAAUCUCAGAAGUGUCUUAAGGCACUAAUAAGCAUGUAGAAAGUGGUCUCUAUGGGUAUUUGAAGUUGGUAUUCUCCUGACCUUGUCAGAGGCAAGAAUGUCCAGUUCUGAUAAGACCAAGAUUGACUAAUGAGGAGCUUCCAUUUCGAAUGAUGAUUUCCUUACAGCCUGAAGGGACGUGUAGGAAAUGGGAAUCUGGCCGAAGCUCUGUUUGGACUCAAUAUAAAUAGUCUGCUAAGGGGUAAGACCGUUGGCCUUGGUGGAAGGUCAGUUCUUGAACUUUUAAAAUUAACAUCCAAGCAUUUACCCUUUGGAAAGUAACCACAUUUUGUCAGUAUUAUUGGAGACAUAGGCAGAAUCAUGUCCUAUUAGUUGCAGGUUGAAUUCCUGCCACUUUAUGGACAAAUAGAUCGGUGUUGUGUGGUCACUGGCUCUGUUUAGAUUGAUCCAUGGGUCUGUUUAAAUCUGUGUCACUGAUCCUGGAACACAGAUACAAUUAGGGCGGGGCCAGAGGUCUCAGAGAAGCGGAAUAUGUUGACCCAGGAAGAACGCCUCAGAUUAUCUUUGAGGGGGAGAGAACCGACAUUGGACAGAAGUCUUUCCACUUUACGGACCAUCAUAAUCCUGGAUGAAAAUCCAAUUCUUGUUCUAUUUUCCACUAAAAUGAGCUGAAAGAGUGAAAGAUUUCACUUGGCUUUGGUUUCUUCUUUCCUUCACCGAUUGAUUGUGCUCUGACUUAAAAUAAUAAUGGUACUUUCAAAGAAACGUAAAGAAUUGGUUUUAAUGCUUAGCUGAAAAUUAGCAAUAUUUAUAACUCUCCUUUGGGUCUAAAGUAAGCCUGCAUCACCCCCUCUGUGGCUGCUGAGGUUGUCUGGUGGAAAUGAGACCUGACUUGUGUUGUUCGGUGCAUGUUCGCAUGAGAGGGACAAUGGAGACAGGCAUAGAAGUGGGGUGUCAAUUAAAAAUUAAUUUAGUGUCUUCCAUUUCUUAAACUAGGACAUUAAACCACAAGUGUAAGUGGUUUUGUUGGUGGAAGGAAAAGAUUCUCGGGGAAGCUCUUACAGUUAAGGUUUGGUGGCCUUUUUGUUAGGAGUGGGUUUUUUCUCUCUCUGAAGUCAGAUGUGUCUUGAAUCCCAGCCCUGCUGCUAGAAAUCUGCGGGGGGUCUUUCUGGUGGCAGUUUACCACCUACGUAGCACUCGGUUGCCUAGGCUGCUCCAAAAAGGCUUUGAGCCAGUAGCCAGUAGCAUGGAUGAGCAGCCUUAUACACACACAUACAAACACACCCUGGUUUGUAUAAAAUAUUCUCUAGCAUGGCUCUCGAGGGAGACAUUGCCGUGUAAUCUGGACAGGGCUGUAGCCUAAAAACCACGCAUAAUAGCUCUCAUUUUUUUCCUCUCUUUUUUUAAAGUUUAUUUUAUUGAUUGUGCUACUACGGUUGUCCCAAUUUUUUUGCUCCUGUUUAUCCCCCUUCCACCUGCAUCCCCCCACCCUCCAGAAUCCUCCACGCCCCUUAGUUCAUGUCCAUGAGUUGUACAUAUAAGUUUUUUGACUUCUCUGUUUCCUAUGCGAUUCUUAACCUGCCCAGCUAUGCUACUUAUUCCCUGUAUCUCCCCCUCCAUUCUCCUCGUCCCCCUCCCCACAGAUAAUCCUCCAUGUGAUCUCCAUUUUACUGCUUUUAGAUUUUGCUGCUCUAUCUAAAGUAAUUAGAAAACUUGGGGUCCAUCAGUAAAACUUGGGCCCCCCAAACAGUGUCUUUCCUGUCCCUUCUCUUAUACCUGCUGUCCCCGAAGAGUCCCACGAGGUGAAGUAGAGGGGAGCAUUGAGGGGAUUGUGCGGAUGUUUUUAAAAACCUUUGCUGUCUCACUGAGGUCUCACUGGCUUAUCUGAGGAAUUUUACAUAAACAGUCAAGUGACUUGGGAAAAGCACAUUAACAUGGACGAAGGAUGCAAUCAAAGUAAUGCUAUGGUGGGAACCACGCAAGAGGCCUAUUUAAAUUAUUUUAAAAUUGUCGCAGUAGAGAUGAAAUGACACCAGCAUGUCGUAGCAACUAGCCAACCAUCUAACAGACGUCUCAGAGCAGCAUUUGGGUCCUCCUUUCUUAUCACUCGCCCUUGAGCAGGGCGGUGCGUAAUUCGUGUCUCCAGUUUGCCUUCCUGCGUCCUUCCAAAUUCUGAAUGCCAGGAAUUCCUCUGCAUUUUACCCGAGCGUCAGUGAAAUGGGCAAAAACUAGAGGUAAUCCAGAGAGAAAAUGAUCCAACUGUAAAUCGGCCGGAAACAUCAAUUUACUGGUACGUGAAUGGCCACAAAAAGCAUAAGCAUGGAGGGGUUUUUAAAUAAAUGAACAAAUGGGUUUGAAGGAGGACAGAGGGUCUGACGCAGUAGUUGUUGAACUUUGCAGGGAAGCCUAAAUGUGAAGUAUGAGGCCCCAGCUGGUGUGGCUCAGUGGACUGAGCGCUGGUCUGUGAACAAAAAGGUCGUGAGUUUGAUUCCCGGUCAGGGCACUUGCCUGAGUUGUGGGGCAAGUCCCCAGUUGGGGGUGUGUGGGAGAAGCAACAGAUCCAUGUUUCUCCCCCCCUUUUUCUCCUUCCUUUCCCCUCUCACUAAAACAUAAACAAAACAUUUAAAAGGAGAAAAGAAUGUGUGCUUGAGCUGCAAGCACCCCCUUUUUAGGAGGCGGGGGAUGGGAUGGAAUCAUCGGCUCAGCAGCCAGAGUCUAGGAGGUGCUUAUUAGGGCAGCCUGGAGCUUUUCCCUCCUACUGUGAAGAAAAUUUGAACUCUAUUGGUAACAGCUGCUACCUUUUCCCAAAUACCUAACACUUGUUUUACCUGUAAUCCUCACCGCAGCCCUCUGAGAUAAGCAUACGUACUGUUCCCAUUUUGCAGAUGAGAACAACUGAGGCAGAAAGAAUUGCAAUCUCCCAAUAUCACAAUCACAUCCAGAGCCCGUAUCACGUGUGUAGGAAGGGACAGGGCUCAGAUUCAAGCCCAGGCAGUCUGACUCCCAGGCACGCUCUCAGCCACAACACCAUACCUGGUCCUCCGUCACAGGACCAGACCAAUUAUAACAGCCUUUCCAGGUGUGGUUGUCCCCUUUACAAAUGAGCUUUAGCAAGAUUAAGCAAUGAUUACACAGCUAGACAAUAAUAGCUGACAUAUCCCUGACCUAUUUCCCCAUAUUUUGUGUUAAUUUUUUCAUUUGCAAGUCUGUUUCAGUUUGACUUCAAUGAAAAAAAAUAAUCGUGGUCGCAAAAUAUUGUGUGAUCACUGUUCUCCAACUCUUCAAUCCUUUAAAAAUCAUAUUACUGUUCUCCCAUUUUCUAGGUGAGAAACUGGAGGGCUAUUCAGGCAUUUCAGUCCUUUUACUUGUUUACAGAACCUGCAAGUUCCCGGAUACAGAGGACGUAAGACAGCAAGUAUCAGCUGUGUCGUGUGUACACAGAAUAUUAGAAUUAAUCUAUAAGCAGGUUAAGGCAGACCGAACACUCACAGGUAUAACCUGUGUAUGUUUAAACUUACUUAUGACUCCGAGUGCCCCGCUGGGACAGUCUUCGUGUUUGUUAUACACAUAACACCAAGUUAUAUCGUUUAGUUUGAGGAAAGCAAUACACAAAACACCCUAAGGAAGUCACAAGGCACAUUAGCAUAUUUAAGGCCUUGGACUUAAAUAAAGUGAACACAGACUUAAUUUAGCAAGUUUGCCCGAGACACAUUAACAUUCUCCAGCACAAGUGCUCUGUGGAACACCUUUCAGCAAAUAACGCGUCUGACAGAGCAAACUCACACUCCUUAGGAGGGCGUUCAUAAACUGACUCUCCGUUAUUUUCGGCUCAUCUCCUGCCAUUGCACUGUAAUGUUUCUGCCCUGCCAUCUGCCGUGUUAAACACUGGAAUUCCAUUAGGUGGAAUUCAUGAGGAAUGUCACAGUUGUGACAUUGCAGUUGUCACAUCCUCUAGAUGCAAACUUGGGUUCCAAAUGUCAUUGCAGUCAUUCUCCAAAGAAAAAGGGCAGAAAACAGGCUUCCUUCCGUCCAUUCAAAGGUCAUGAGCGAUUAAGUGUUACCACACACCCAUCCAACAGAUGGGAAAACCACAGGAAAGGCCGGGAACUACGCAAGCACCAGCAGACGCCAAACCAGACGCUCAGCUCCUCUCCCCCAACCUUAAUUCGGCAUUUCAGUGACUGGUUUGGUAUUCAAGAUUCCGUAUGUGCCACCUCGAUUAUCUACAGAACUGGAGUGAGAAUAUUUUUAAAAGAACUCUCACCAACCAAGAGCUAAAAUUAUAAUGCAAACAGAAAGCUUUAGGCAUGGCAUGGAGAACACAGACACACAAACCUAGGAAAAGUAAGCACAGAGAAAUGACUAACUGAAUCGCCCUGUUUGGGCUUCCCCACUGGUCCCACAGUGUGUGACACAGUGGUAGGGAUGGGUGUCAUUUCCGUUUUAACACUCAUCUGUCUCCCUGUAGCUCGGGGUCUUCCCCACUGAAUGCACGCGUAACCACUUUGGGUGGGAUCCGAACUAUCAUAGAAUCUGUAUGACCAAUUCGACGGACCCCUCACUUGGCAAUUACAUAUAUACUUUGUGUUUUCUUCAACGAAACCCAAGAAAAGUAAAGAUUCCCCAACCCAAUUAAAUUUUAAGGAAUCCCCAUGAAAUAAUUUAUUUUGUCUGCAUGAAACAUUUAUUUUUCUUCGGAUGUUACCACCAUAGAGGAAAGACACUGGCUCCCCACAGUUCAUCUGUAGCCAGUGUUGAACGAAGGCUGAAUUCCUCGAAGAAGUUAUGUUAAUAUUUAUGCUCGCCUAGCAGGGAAUUUUGUGGACCGAUAGGCAUUUCUCUAGUGAGCUAAUCCUACUGCUUCCAUUAGAGUUUUUUAGUCACAUAUUCAGUGCAUCAGUAAAGAGCUGCCUUUCUACUCUAUUUACAAGAAACUGUGGCACUUCUUCAAUCCCACUAAUACAGACCCCGGUGGAAUUUCUGAGACACUUUGAGUAUAUACGUGAAAACUGCCCCAUUUUCUCCAGACAGUCUCUUAAAUAUGUAUGAUGUAAAUGUAUAUAUUCCUAGACAUUUGAUGUUGGCUGUUGUCACUGACCAAGAGAAAGCAGCCCUCUUACCCUCUUGUCAAAACAUUAAAUUAGUGAUUACUAUAGAGUUGUAUUUCAUUGAAUUGAUUUUUUGUUGCUUUUUUUUUAACAGAAAUUCAAAGAUAAAUGUUAAAUGUGAUUGUGCCUUUUCUGGUGUUGACAUGCAUUUUUGUUUUUAUCAAAAGUACAAAAGCUCUUCAUUUUUUCCUACAAUGUACAGUUACUUUAGCUUUUCCCAGGAGAAGCUAGCAAUAGUUUUAAAAGCACAAAUUGAUGUAAAAUAUCUCUACUGUGGUGACAUUUAAAGAUAUUUCAUUUGCAUCAGCCAACGAUGUUAGGAUUUUUUGUAAUAGUAAUUAUUAAAAUGGUGUCAUUUGUAUGCUUAUGAAAUGUAUCACAUAGCUUAUUUAGGUUACACGGAGUAUACUCUUCAGAAAUGUUACUGGGUGAGCAGAGUUUUGACCUUCGCAUCCUGUCUGAGUCAGAGACAGGACAGGUGCCAUCCUCUGUCAGUUCAGCCUGUCCCCUCUCCUUAUCCAUCCACAGAACUGGGCAAAUCUGUGUUGGAAUUAUCUUUGUCUAAAGGGAAUCAAACUAGCUAUUUAAUAAUAGACUGCUCUUUAACGGGUUGAUAAAGGAAUAUUGUUGACACAAACUUCUUUUAAGGUGAAUAAAGAUGUAUCGGACAAUC